CAAACAACACACACACACACACACCCCUUCAUUAGAAGCUGUGUGUAAGUGGCUCUGACUACUGCUUAUUAUGUGAAGGUGUGUAUGAGUGCAACUACACCUCACCUGUUCGGAGUACCUCUUUCUGUUCUUCACCUUUGGACUGUAAGCUGAGCUUCCUUGUGUCGGGACGACUUGGACUUUGUCCCUGUUAUACUUUUUUAUUCCUGUUUACACUCUCCUGCUGGACUGACUGCUCGCCUGCAUCACUGCAAGUACAAACAAGACGAGCCCAUCUGUCUGAACUCACGUUACAUCUUCCAGCAGUCCUGGUGGGUUUUCCUCCAUUUCUGUGAUUGGGAUCGCGAGGCUUUGCUUGGUGUGUGUAUGUGUAUGUGUGUGUGCGCGUGUGUGUGUGUGUGUGUGAGCGGUAGCAGCUACUGGGGUUGCACAUUUGGUCAAGAUGAUGGAGGAGGUGUCCGUGAUGAUGGCAUAUGAUGCCCAGGUUAUGGAGCAGAUGAGCGAGGAGGAGAUCCUGGCCUGUCUGGUGGAUGAAACGGGACCGAAAUUCACAGUCCCGACAAAGAAAGUUAAACUGAGGGAAAGCCGGCUUCAGAUAAUGGAUGAUGAAGAAGAAGAAGACCCUUUGGACAAAUACCUGAAGGAAAACCGUCAGCUCCAGCAGGCCAGCCUCCGUCUGGAGCAGGAGAACGACAACCUGGCCCACAGACUAAUCAGCAGCAAGGUCGCCCUGAGGAACGCUCUGGACAAGACGGAGGACAGAGUGGACGAACUCACCAAAGACCUUCUGCAGACCAGACAUCGUCUGCAGGCCACAGAGGAGGAGAAGAGAGGGAUGGAAGAGGAAGCUGCAAUGUUAAAGGAAGUGUUUCGGAGAGAGCUGGAGAAAGCUGAGCAGGAAGUCAGAAGGUCGUCAGGCAUCGUCGCAGAUUACAAGCAGAUCUGCUCUCAGCUGACAAACCGUCUGGAGAGGCAGCAGGCCGCCCACAAAGACGAGUUAGAUUCACUCAAGAGUGCAGUGAAGGCCUGCGCUCGCUGUCGGCACCUUGUGGAAAGACACGAACCUCCGACUGCAGGUGAGACCUCUCAGACAGCGGCUCUGACAGAAGGCCAGGGGCUGACCGAAGCAGGCCAGGAUGAGGACGAUGAAGGUCCUGAAAAGGCAGAGCAGAGGAGGGAGGACCAGGAGAAGGAGUCCAUCAAGGUUCAGAUCAGGGAGCUGGAGCAGGAGUUGGUACAGACUAAACUCCAGAUGGUGGAGGCUAAGUGCAAAAUCCAGGAGCUGGAGCACCAGAGGGGACUCCUGACCAAUGAUCUGCAGGAGGCAAAGAACAGCUGGAUCAGCAAGGCCUUCACCUCCCUGCGGACAUCGAGCGGGGGACUGCAUGGUAUUGGCAUGCCCAAGGAUGGGGCUCCAGCACUGGGCUGGAACCUCCACAGUGGCUCCCUGUCCGGAUGGAGCAGCAAGAAGCUGUCGUGGCCUCACAGAGACAAUCGAACGGCUCGGACUUUGGAUGCAGAUCACCUAAAACUGGACACUUUAGACUGAUCAAGCCUCUUUAAGCGUGAGCUGUGUUCAUUCACACUGUAAAGUGCACAAUGAAUUCAAAACUGUAGCUGUUAUUUUCGGUUUUGUGCACUAGAGGGCAGAGUAGAGCACAAAAUGAGCGGAGGAGAGAGAGAGAACAGGUGCUGAUAGAUAAGUACCCUCAUGUCUCCUCACCACUUUCCAAGAGCUGCAUUCAGUGAUGAAGCUCUGUCUACAUAUGUACAACUAUUCCAUGUGCCACAUGAGUUUCUUUGUGUAUCAUUAUUUAAUUUGUAAACAAUUUCAAU
Molecule: messenger RNA, 1836 nt
Organism: Seriola aureovittata
Lineage: Eukaryota; Metazoa; Chordata; Actinopteri; Carangiformes; Carangidae
Product: rab GTPase-activating protein 1-like
Exons: 8
Coding region: 443-1549 (368 amino acids)
Source: RefSeq, a predicted model, not a curated record